Molecule: messenger RNA, 2221 nt
Organism: Fusarium odoratissimum NRRL 54006
Lineage: Eukaryota; Fungi; Ascomycota; Sordariomycetes; Hypocreales; Nectriaceae
Exons: 2
Coding region: 56-2155 (699 amino acids)
Source: RefSeq, a predicted model, not a curated record
CUCAAUCUAUUUAGCAAAAGCCGCCUCUGUAACCAAGUGACCUAUUACCUUCAUAAUGGGGCUCUGCAAUGCUUGUACUCAAGGACUGAGAAACGUUUACCAACAACGAGCGAGCCGUCCCAAUCACGGCUUCAAGAUUGUUCACGCGCCUCACAAUCAGGACACCUGCCAAGCCUGCUGGAUCUGCCACAAAUACUCCAUCUGGCUUGAAGAUCAUUACCCAGAGACUCUCCACGCAUGGAGAUCGGCGCCGCUUUAUAGUAUCUUCCGCUACGACUCGGAAAUGAUAACACCAAAAGACGCCACACCAGAAGAAAAUUGGCGUAUCGUAUCGCUAGGUUUUACGGUACAGCCGCUAGGAUUUUCGAGUCAAGAUGCUACCCUGGGAGUGAGCGUCAGACUAAUGAGUGAUCAAGAAUAUCGAUCCUAUACAACAGGAGGACCAGAAGUCUCGCAACCUACUUCCCGCCUUCAUCUAGUUGGUAUUUGGCUCACUCAAUGUAUGAAGACACACUCGAGAUGUGCGACUUUGCGAAAGCGGAGAAGCUCGUGGUACCCGACGUGUCUUUUACUCCUAGGUCCGGGACACAGCGAUGUACGACUUAUAAUCUCAUCUUCGCACGAUAUGCAAGGGCCAUACAUGACUCUGAGCCACCGAUGGGGUAGUUUUGCCUAUACAAAGUUGACUUCAAGCACUCUAGAGAGCUUUAAAAAUGGCAUAGAUGUCAAUAACUUGCCUGUCCCUUUCAAGGAGACAAUACAUAUUGCUCGGCUGGCAGGGAUCAAGUAUUUGUGGAUCGACUCUUUAUGCAUUAAACAGGAUGAGGAUAAAAGAGACUGGAGAGUGGAAGCCCAGCUGAUGGAUAAGGUUUAUUCGCAUUCCUUCUUGAACGUGUCCGCAACCUUGGCCGAUAACGAUACCCGAUCUCUUUUCGACCAGUCAGGUCAUCCGUUUGAUCCCAUAUCGCUGCCUUUGCCAUACAUGAAGAAGGCUAGGGUCUUUAGAGUUGGCAGCCCUCGCACAAAACUAAAGAUGCUUCAGCAGCGUUGGCGCAGAACCUGGAUCGUUGAUAAUGAGCUCUGGGAUGACGACAUUGAAAAUGCUCCAUUACAGAGCAGGGGCUGGGUAUUCCAGGAACGGUUUCUUUCUCCCAGGAUCCUCCACUUCGCUGAGCGACAAAUCGCGUGGGAGUGUGGUGAGAUCAGCGCCCUUGAAAUGUUCCCAAAGCGAGUGCCUCCAGGAUUACUGAAGGCAUCAAGAAAGGACGUUAUCGAUAAUCUCCUCUCAGCGAAAGCCAUCACGAAUGACAACCUUAUCGACUUCCGGCGAACAUGGGACGAUACUGUUCACAAAUAUACUAAGACAGAUCUUACAUUCAGCAACGAUAAGCUGAUUGCUUUUGCUGGUUUGGCCAAAGCAAUUGAGGGUCUACGGAAUGAUACUUAUCUUGCCGGCCUUUGGAAGAGUGCGUUCAUUUAUCAACUCGCUUGGACUAGAACCAGGUAUGAUGCAGUUCAGCAACCGCUUGAGCUUUCAUCAGGCCGAGCUCCUAGCUGGUCCUGGUUGUCGGUCGAUGGCGAAAUACUGCUUUCACAAGCCCAAAAGCCGCGCAAGCACUUUGCCAGUGUAGUGGAACUCCCUGACACGAAUUGUGCUGGAAGUUCUGCAAUCGCAGCCAGUGGAUCCGUACUGCUCCAAGGGAGUUUGUUACCUAUUGACUCAAUAGAGUGGGAUGAUGAUGUUUUGUCAGAAUUUAACAUCAGUGGUCUCACAUUGAAAGACGGCUGGACUUUUAAUGACACCCAUCUGGACUUAGAGGGCACCAAAGAACAGAUUCUUCAGCUGCAAAAGUCGGGGAUUGCUCUCCUUCCUCUAUUUGCAACAGAUGAACAUAUGCAGUGUAUUGCCGUGACUGGUAUCAAUGUCCCCGGCAGCAUGUCUGUGGUGUUCCGCCGCGUUGGCGCAUGCCAAAUUGAGUACCGAAAACUCCAUAUCCCUAAUCAAGGCAGCCAAGAAGGGUGGAUAGAGGAUCCUUCAACAGUUUUCCUCCCGGGUGAACCUAGUCAUAACUUACUGCACCCUGUUGCGCGUUCUGUUAUAAGAAUAGCUGAAGUUAAUAUUGCUUUAGAUUCAAGACUUAUAAGGCUUAUCUAGCUCUUUAAUCAUUUAGUAGAUUUUAAGUAUUACUAUUCAAUAUAGAAGUACCUCUCAGUUUUAAUC